AUGGCCUCCAAAAAUGGGAUCGACCGUCGAGAUGAAGAUGAGGUUUGCCCUGUCUGCAAAUCCUCGCGGUACCUCAACCCGAACAUGCGAUUCCUCAUCAACCCAGAAUGCUAUCACAAGAUGUGCGAGUCCUGCGUUGACCGGAUCUUCUCAUCCGGUCCAUCCAGCUGCCCAGUAGCAGGAUGUCGAAAGACGCUUCGCAAGGCCCGGUUCCGGGCUCAGACAUUCGAGGACAUCGGUGUAGAGCGGGAGGUUGAUAUCAGGCGGCGAGUGAUGCACAUUCUUAACCGUCGCGAAGAAGAGUUCGACUCAAAACGCGCCUACGACGACUUUCUCGAGCAGCGCGAAGAAAUGAUCGCCAACCUCGUGACCCGCAUCGAUGUCGCCAAAACCGAAGCCCAGCUCCAGAAAUACGCCUCAGUGAACAUGCAAUCCAUCCGCGCAAACCAAGCCCUCGAGGAACAAGAAGCAUCAUCCUUUGCAGCACGCAUGACCCAAGAACAAGAAGAAGCUCGCCUCCGCCGCCAAGCCGCGCGCGAGCAACUCGAGAACGAGCGCCGCGAGAUGCAUGCCGGACGCGAAGACAUGAUCUCACGUCUUGCGGCUGGUUCGAGCGCCGACGCUGCAGCGAUCGCACGCGAAGGACAUAAGGUGCUAUUGAAGAAGUCGUCUGCGCGACGUAGCGAGGAGGACCGCAUUCGACAGAAGCAGGCUGCGCUGCGUGGCAGUGAGACGAAGCGGGUUGGAUCGUCGCUUACAACUGCCGAUACGGCCGGGCCAUCUGAUGGUGGGCUUAUCAAGGGCCUGCGGAAAAUCAAGACGCCCGAGCCGGAGAAGCCAUACGAUCCUUUCAUGGGGUAUGUGCCUGAGAAGCGGGAUUACUAUACCUUGCAGCCAUCUUAUCCGUCAACCUAUCUUGAUCGUGUGAAGAAUGAUACUCGGGUGGCAGCUGGAGGCUAUGAUCUGCGGGAGUAUUACUCGCGGACGCUGGUGGAGGCGUUUGCAGGAUUGGGGUGUUUCAUUGGGGAGGAGGUUGCACAGCGAGAGGCUGCUACCUCGGGGUUGGGACUGAAGCCUACUGCGACGACGGGUGCUGCGAUGGCGGCGGGUGAGGAAUGA
Penicillium longicatenatum is the source of this 1119-nucleotide messenger RNA. RefSeq names its product TFIIH/NER complex subunit TFB3. Gene Ontology annotation, biological process: regulation of transcription by RNA polymerase II; nucleotide-excision repair; positive regulation of cyclin-dependent protein serine/threonine kinase activity. The coding region runs from base 1 to 1119 and encodes 372 amino acids. Gene Ontology annotation, molecular function: cyclin-dependent protein serine/threonine kinase activator activity. The record is from RefSeq and is a predicted model, not a curated record. The transcript is spliced from 3 exons. Lineage: Eukaryota; Fungi; Ascomycota; Eurotiomycetes; Eurotiales; Aspergillaceae. Gene Ontology annotation, cellular component: transcription factor TFIIH holo complex.